Molecule: messenger RNA, 1815 nt
Organism: Lobosporangium transversale
Lineage: Eukaryota; Fungi; Mortierellomycota; Mortierellomycetes; Mortierellales; Mortierellaceae
Exons: 8
Coding region: 34-1482 (482 amino acids)
Molecular function (GO): FAD binding
Source: RefSeq, a predicted model, not a curated record
AAAAAAAAAAAAAAAAAAAGUUAUUAGAAAGAGAUGGAAGAAUCAACAGCAGAGUCCACUUCUUACAGACCAAUGGUGGUCAUUGUGGGGGCUGGUUUAGGUGGUCUGUUCUUGGGUAUUCUUCUUGAACGUGCUCGCAUCCCAUACCGCAUCCUCGAGCGUGCCAUUGAGGUCAAACCGUUGGGUGCGGGCGUGACACUAAAUGUCAAUAUCAUGCCUGCAUUUGAGCAGCUUGGCCUGCUGGAUGACCUCCUGAAGAUUGGCAUGCCAGUUUACGACGUGAAUCUGUUCAAUGAAAAGAUGCAGAAGAUAGGGACUGUCUCUGGCAUGAACAGGAGAGCCAUUGAUGGGUACGACACCCAUCUCUUCACACGCAAAAAACUGUACGACUUGUUGUUGAAGCAUGUCCCGGAGCACAAGAUUUCAUUCGGGAAACGCGUCGUUAACAUUGAAGAGCGGGACAGCAAGGUCUUUAUUCAAUGUGCAGAUGGAUCCAUUCAUGCGGCCGAUAUCCUUGUCGGAGCUGAUGGAGCCUACAGUACCGUUCGUCAAGCACUUUACAAAGGACUGGAUCAACGAGGUCUGUUGCCAAAAUCAGAUCUCAAGAAACUAGCUGCUGGGUAUAUCAAUAUCAUUGGAACUGCACAACCAAUAGCAAAAGGCGAUCCAACAGCAAUGCUCAACAAGUACCCACAAUUAAAAGAAGAUACGGUGCAGUUUUCAAGUGUUAUUGGCCAAAAGCAAUUGUCGUGGGGUGUUGCAAGUGCAAAGGACAACGAAGUCACAUGGGGUAUAGCAUACCAAUUGUCAGAGAAGGAAGCAGGCGAUCAGCUCAAGAGCUCAGAAUGGAACCCUGAAUCCAGCAGUGAUAUGCUCCGAGGUUUUUAUGAUCUACCUUGUCCUUGGGGUGGCACUAUGGGCGAAAUCAUUGAAGCCACACCCAAGGAAAUGCGCUCAAGAGUCGUUUUGGAAGAGAAAGUCUUUGAGACUUGGCAUCAUGGGCGAGUUGUCCUUAUAGGAGAUGCCUGCCACAAGAUGCUCAUAGGCGCUGGUUUAGGCGCCGUAAAUGCGCUCCAGGAUGCUGUGGUCCUUUCGAACUGCUUAUACGACUUGCCCAAUAUAAAUGCAGAGAGUAUCAAAGCUGCAUUCCAAGAGUACUACGAACAACGAUACAGCCAUGCAGUCAAGGCCUUCAAGUUGAGUAAUAUGGUUUCUGGAGUUAUGAAUGGCACGUCUUGGAAACAGAGGAUUAUGCGUUAUAUUUUAUUAAACUAUAUUCCGGCCAAGUUGCAUGAACGUAGUUAUGCAGAGUCAACAGCAUAUCGUCCUCAGUGUAAUUGGCUUCCCCUUGUAGCCAAAAGAGGGACAGGGGCGGUUUCACCACAAAAGCCAUCUAGACGGUAUACAGAAGAACAGGCACGCGCUAAAGCUGCCGUUCCCGUAUCACACAUCGUAGCCAAUGCGGCUGCAGCGGUUGUCUAAUAAUAAAGACUCAAGAAUAUUAGACGAUAGAAUGUAUUACGGACGGUAUCCAUAUUUGUACAAGCGGUAGUAACCAUGAGCAAUAAUGGUAUCGAUUGUGGACGAGGAUCAACCAUGCUGCGCUGAACAUCUUUAUUUUAUUUUGUUUUUCUCGCCAUCUUUCGAUGAAAGGUCAUGUACAUGUACAUGUAGAACAUAUACAUAAUGGUGCACUACAUGGAUUGUUUGGAGACCACUCCCCUCUAAUUGACCCAAUUGAGCAAUUAUGCUUCUUUUCUUUCUUUUUAUUUAAAAUCCAAACUAAAGUCGUGGGCUGAGUACGGAAGAGGUCGG